AUUACAAACAUCUGUCAGUUGCUCCUCUUGUUAGCCGUUAGCUCAACUGGUUCCCAGGCUGUCAGUUGCUAACAGCGACGACAAAUUCUAAUUCUAUUCUUAUCUGUGGCUCCAUAAAACCGCCAGGAUGUUUGAGGAGGCCAGUGAAGUGUUCGACAACAUGUUUAAAUCCUCUUUCCCCCUCACCUUCAUCGUGUUUAUCCCCGCCGUGCUGAUCCUGGUGUCUCCGCUGCCGGCCGAUGCGGCUCAUGAGUUCACGGUUUACCGCAUGCAGCAGUACGACCUGCAGGGUCAACCCUACGGUACCAGGAAUGCCAUCCUGAAUACGGAGGCUCGUACUGUAGAAGCAGAGGUAUUAAGUCGCCGCUGUGUAAUCAUGCGGCUUGCAGACUUUUCCUAUGAAGAGUAUCAGAAAGCGCUUCGACAGUCAGCAGGAGCUGUGGUCAUCAUCCUGCCCAAGAACAUGUCUGCUAUGCCGCAGGACAUAGUUCAGCAGUUCAUGGAGCUGGAGCCGGAAAUGUUGGCCACAGAGACCGUCGUCCCCGUGUACUUCGCCAUGGAGGACGACGAGCUGCUGUCCAUCUACACCCAGACCCUGACCUCCUCCUCCUCUCAGGGCUCCCUAUCGGCCGCCGAAGUGCUGCUGCACACGGCCACAGCUAACGGCUUCCAGAUGGUGACCAGCGGAGCUCAGAGUAAAGCCAUCAGCGACUGGGCCAUCACCAGCUUAGAGGGUCGUCUGGCUGGAGUCGGAGGAGAAGAUCUUCCCACUAUCGUCGUGGUCGCUCACUACGACUCCUUCGGUGUCGCUCCGGUAUGUUCACCGCUAUCUGUGGGAUUUGGUUAUAGUCUGUCGUUAACACGGUGUCUCUUUAGAAAAAGCACGGGUUCAGUUCACAAUGCAUAUAAACGAGGGUGUCAGAGAGCCAGUUCCCCGGACGUGAAGUUCUCGAUGGUCCAUAAGAAGAUCAACCUGGCGGACGACAUGCUGGCCUGGGAGCACGAGCGCUUCGGGAUCCGCCGCCUGCCGGCCUUCACGCUGUCGCACCUGGCCUCCCACCGCCUGGCGCAGAGAGCCAGCAUCAUGGACGCCCGGUCAGUGUCCCCCUCCUCUCGCCACGGAGCGGGAGAGCCCCCUGCUGGACCUCACGUAGAUGUUCAGAAGCUCAGCAGAAACACAAAGCUGGUAGCAGAGGCGCUCGCCAGAGUCAUAUACAACCUCACUGAAAAGGGCGCUCCUGGAGACCUGCAGAUCUUCACUGAACAGAUGGUGCAGGACGAGCAGCUCUCGGCGGUCGUUGAUUGGCUGACGGCUCAGCCCCGAGCCGCCCAGCUGGUGGACAAAGACAGCAGCGUGGUGUCGACUCUGGAGUAUCACAUGGGACACUACCUGAAGGACGUGAAGAGGCACUAUGUCAGAGCAGACAAGAGGGAUCCAGAGUUUGUUUUCUACGAUCAGCUGAAGCAGACGAUGAACGCAUACAGAGUGAAGCCGGCCAUCUUCGACCUGCUGCUGGCCGUCUGCAUCUCAGGGUACUUAGGGGUGAUGUACCUCGCCAUCCAGAACUUCGGGCUCCUGUACAGCGUCGCCCGCAGAGUCACGCAGCCCAAAGUGAAAUCCCACUAAAGUACAAGUUCCACAUCUCUCUCUCCAUCUUCUUCAAAUCCAAGAACUUGUGUGAAAGCAGGAGCUGGGCCGAACCGACGGCUUUCACAACCCAGCAGAAUAUUUUUCGUUUCCUUCAUCCAUAAACUAUGAUGUCAGAUUGAACCGCUGCCAAUUCCUCCAUUUGGUCUCCGGACCGGAACAAUCAGGAAUCAUUUCUCACACACAGAAAUGUUUCCAGUGAGAGAUGUAGACGGGAUUCAGACUGUUUGAAGUCGCUCUGCAGAAACUGAGUUUAACCCAGAAAAUAAUUAAGGACAGAUUCACAUUUGUUUAAAUACGAUACUCACACUCCCAUAAAGACGUUUAAACGGUUAUCAGUCGGUGUCAUUAUUAUUUAUUUUCAUACUGACUGUGUUGAAGUCACGUUGUAGAGAGGAAACAACUUUCCUCCGUGCAGCGGUAGAUUAUAUUUGGGUCAUAAUUCCUAUUUUUUCAUAAUAAAAAGACUUCAAAUUAACUCCUUUUAGUCUCUGGUGAAUUUAGAAAAGACUGGAUUAUGUUUCCCAUUUCUUUAGGGCUGCAAUUUAACAAAUGUAACGAACAUUAACGAGCGUUUAGACAGAAAAACUGGAUACAAAUUCACAUUGAAUUCCAAGAUGUUUUCAAACUACCUUUUUUUUGUCCGACUCGGCAAAUGACAAAUAUAAUUUCUAAAAUAUAAAACAUUUAAUAAGGCAUAGAAAAUACUUCAAAUGUUAGGCGUUUGUACUGAAGAAAAGUAUACAGCGAUGAUGAAAAUAUGUGCGGCUUAAAAAUGCCAUAUGGGCUUGUGAGUAUUGUGUCGAGGAAAAUCUGAAUUUGUCCUUUUUUUAAAGUGAAAAUUAGACAAAAAUCAACGACUUAUCAAAAUAAAAUGUGAAGUAGUGUUUAAAUGAUCCUGAUUAAAUCGCCUUGGUAGUGAAAUAAUGAAAAGCAACAUUCGAUUGCCAAAUAAUUACUGUUUGCAUUAACCCCCCCCCCCCUUUAAUAAUAUCUAACGUUAGGGACGUGUUUCCACUUGUUGUGCCCCUAUGUUCCCGUAACGUUUGUUUCUGUGACUUGAUUUUCUUACUGCUCAAGUCUUUUUUUUAAUGAAUAAAACAAGUCCUGCUGGGAAACGCUGAGUCAUGUUAAAGCUGGUGUUAGCAUACAAUCAGGGCGACGUGUAAAGACGAGAUAACGACCCCUUUUUUAUCUGAGAGAAACACCUUAUGAGUUUGUGACUUUAGCGAUAAUCUGAUCUGAGAUUUUUUUAAGCCGUGUUAAGAUUUUGUCGCUGCAGUGUUUGUGUUAAAAUUGGAAGAGACAGAUAUUGGUCCUAUUAUCAAAACGAGCGUGUUGAAUGAAUACUGCAGUGAUGUUUCUCUACCUUGUGGGUGAUUUUUUGUUUUUUGUAUUUUCCACCGCGUGACCCUUUUUUUACCGACUCGAGGGAAAUGCUGCGUGCGUGGUACAUAUGAAUUUUUAAUUUAUUGAAGCAGUUAUUUUUUCAUUUGUGCACUGAACCCUUCUCCGCUCACACUUGAUCUCUGCAAUGAAAAGUUGUGAUUAAAAUAAAAACAAUGUUAAAAAAACACA
Messenger RNA from Gymnodraco acuticeps, 3226 nucleotides. It is a transcript of the gene ncln, whose product is annotated as nicalin. Gene Ontology annotation, biological process: regulation of signal transduction. The coding region runs from base 128 to 1627 and encodes 499 amino acids. Lineage: Eukaryota; Metazoa; Chordata; Actinopteri; Perciformes; Bathydraconidae. The transcript is spliced from 12 exons. Gene Ontology annotation, cellular component: endoplasmic reticulum membrane. The record is from RefSeq and is a predicted model, not a curated record.